Lycium barbarum (goji berry) is the source of this 2635-nucleotide messenger RNA. RefSeq names its product low affinity inorganic phosphate transporter 1-like. The record is from RefSeq and is a predicted model, not a curated record. NCBI's taxonomy places the organism in Eukaryota, Viridiplantae, Streptophyta, Magnoliopsida, Solanales, Solanaceae. Gene Ontology annotation, cellular component: membrane. The transcript is spliced from 2 exons. Bases 820 to 2433 code for a protein of 537 amino acids. Gene Ontology annotation, biological process: transmembrane transport; phosphate ion transport. Gene Ontology annotation, molecular function: phosphate transmembrane transporter activity.
AAAUAGUGGUAUGAAUCUCUAUUCUAGUUGUCUUUCAUGUAAUCUUGAUCCAUCACCUUUUAAACAGUAAAAAUGUGUAGAGAGUUUUUGUCAAAAUUCUACACAAGUAUACAUGGUAGCAUGUUCAAACUUUAGUGACUUUUACAUUUUUUAAAGAAAAAAUCUGAAAAGUAACCGAACUGUACCAUUACCAAAGAGAAAUUGAGAUGAUGAGAUGGUUUCGAAAAGUCUAAUUUUGAUUAUACAAAAUAAAAUAAUCGGAAAAAUGAUACGGUAUAAAUUUUAUGAAAUAACAGUCCGAACGGUACCAUUGACACCCCUAUUUUUAAGACCAAAAUAAAAUGAAGGAUAUACGGUGUAUAUAAUUAUCCUAUUUUCUAUAGUUAAGUGACAAAAAUUUGAACCUUCCCCAUUGUCCGGUUCAGAAUUAAUGGCAAUGUUUGCCGUAUAUAUCUUCCUAAUAUUUGGAUUUAGGCACUUGUUUAUUUUUUUUUACUAGCCUUUUCCAAUCCGAUUGGAACAUACUUGUAUAUAUGAAAAUCAUUUAACAGAUCCUGAACAGGAAACCAAUAAGAAGCCUAAAAUUUAGGAGGAAUAUAACAGUGAAGAUCCCCAGGUGGUUAAUUAGCAGAAUCCUAGUGGUAUAUAAAUAUAUAUACUCAUCACCCUUAUACCUCUCCUCAUCCCAUCUAAAACCCUUUCUCUAUUAGUGUGCUAAAUUAAACUUAGUCUCUCCCGUUUCUCUUUCUUGCAACUAUUUGCACCAAUAGCAGAUAGAUCAUUGUAGAAGAGGAGAGCCAAGAAAAACAAGAAGUAGAAAUGGCAGGCGAUAUGAAGGUUUUGAAUGCGCUUGAUUUGGCCAAAACACAAUGGUAUCACUUCACAGCAAUCAUAAUAGCUGGCAUGGGAUUUUUCACCGAUGCCUACGAUCUGUUCUGCAUCUCUCUAGUCACUAAGUUGCUUGGCCGCAUUUACUACCGUGUGGAUGGCUCUCCAAAGCCUGGUUCACUACCUCCCAAUGUCUCCGCCGCUGUCAACGGUGUCGCCUUCUGUGGUGCCCUUGCAGGACAACUCUUCUUUGGCUGGCUUGGUGACAAAAUGGGCAGGAAGAAAGCCUAUGGCAUGACCCUUAUGCUCAUGUGUUUUUGUUCUAUUGCUUCUGGCCUUUCUUUCAGUGGGGAGCCUAAGACUGUAUUGGCCACCCUCUGCUUCUUUCGCUUCUGGCUUGGUUUUGGAAUUGGUGGUGAUUACCCGCUUUCUGCUACUAUCAUGUCUGAAUAUGCCAACAAAAAGACUAGGGGUGCCUUCAUUGCUGCUGUUUUCGCCAUGCAAGGAUUUGGGAUUCUAGCAAGUGGUAUGUUUGCCAUCAUUAUCUCUGCUGCAUUUCAGGCUAGUUUCAAGGCGCCAGCAUAUGAAGUGGAUGUGCUUGGUUCAACGGUUCCUCAAGCAGAUUAUGUGUGGAGGAUCAUAGUGAUGGUUGGCGCACUUCCUGCUCUUCUCACUUACUACUGGAGGAUGAAGAUGCCUGAAACUGCUCGUUACACUGCUCUCGUUGCCAAGAAUAUUCAGAAAGCUACUGCAGAUAUGGAAAAGGUUAUGCAGGUUGACAUUGGGACAGAGCCUGCAGUUUCUGCUAAUACUGCUGUAAUGUCCAGCAAUGAAUUUGGUUUGUUCACGAAACAAUUUCUUAGUCGACAUGGACUUCACUUGCUUGGCACAACCAGCACAUGGUUUCUGCUUGACAUUGCAUACUACAGCCAAAAUUUGUUCCAAAAGGACAUCUUCAGUGCCAUUGGUUGGAUUCCUGCUGCCAAGACUAUGAAUGCAAUUGAAGAGGUUUACAAGAUUGCAAGGGCACAAACUCUUAUCGCUCUCUGCAGUACCGUGCCUGGCUACUGGUUCACAGUGUUCCUCAUUGACAGAAUUGGCAGGUUUACCAUUCAGUUGCUUGGUUUCUCAAUGAUGACAGCGUUCAUGUUUGCUUUGGCCAUUCCUUACAACCACUGGACUCACCCUGGAAACCAUAUUGGAUUCGUGGUCUUGUAUUCACUGACCUUCUUCUUUGCCAACUUUGGACCCAACGCCACUACAUUUAUCGUGCCAGCUGAGAUUUUCCCUGCUAGAUUGCGCUCGACUUGCCAUGGAAUAUCAGCUGCAGCUGGAAAAUUAGGGGCGAUGGUGGGAGCAUUCGGGUUCCUGUAUUUGGCUCAGUCACGAGACAAGACCAAGGCUGAUGCAGGGUAUCCUGCUGGAAUUGGAGUGAGGAAUUCACUCAUUGUUCUUGGGGUAGUCAACCUUCUGGGAACAUUUUUCACUUUCUUGGUUCCAGAAUCCAACGGGAAGUCACUGGAAGAGAUGUCAAGGGAAAAUGAGGACGAGGCAGGAACAGAAGUGGAGAAUCAUCCAUUUAAUAACAGGACUGCUCCUGUGUAAAAAUAGCUACUCUAUUUCAUUUCUUUUCUUUUCUUCUUUCCCUUUUAUGUUCUAUAAAGGUUCCUAGAAGGAUGGGUAAGUAAAAUAUUGUUACAAUGUAUUAGUGUCCUAUAUAGACCUGGUAAUGUAUUUUUAUGGGAUUUGUUAUGUAGUCAUAGAUGUUCCAAAUAUUAGUGUAGGAACAGCACAGAAUUCUCCAACA